UGGAGGAAGAUUUGACAAACAAAAUGCGACUCUUGCGACGGUUGGUGAUUGCGCGUUGUGACUUUCCAAGGUCUAGUAAUCGCGGAGUCGCGUCAGCUUGCUGACGUGUUUUGAUAAAAUAUUUUGUAUAUCCGUUCUUGCAUCUAUCGAAGACUUGGAAAAAAUGUCGGAGAUAUCAGAGAAACAAGCGAAUUCCGUAGUACAGCUGAAAGAAUGGGUAAAGGGACAGCCACACUUACCACAGAAUUUAGACGAGCAUCUCCUACUACGAUUCGCUCAUAGCUGUUACUACGACAUGGACAAAGCGAAGACAACAGUGGAAACAUUUUUCACAGUAAGAAAUUCGUGUUCAGAUCUUUUGACAAACAGAGAUCCGAACUCGCAUCACAUGCAAAAGAUAAUGAAAGUUAUUAACAUAGGACAAUAUGAAUUAUCAGAUAACACAUGUCUAUGGCUCUGGCAGAUCAAUGACCCCGGUCUAGACACCUACGACUACACUUUAGACGCCAAGCUAUUCUUCUUAACAACCGACGCAUUUUUCAUGAGCGACAAACAUCUGUACGAAUCGGACAUCGUAUUGAUGGACGUCAAGGACAUCUCAUUGAAGUUUAUAACGAAAUUGAAUAUUUCCGUAGCUAGAAAACUGGCCAAAUACCAGGAGGACGCGAUCCCAAUAAGACUAAAACAGGUGCAUGUGAUAAACGCUCCAUCGUUUAUAGAUAAAAUAUACGGAGUUCUGAAACCUUUUAUGAGAAAAGAACAUACAGAAAUGAUACAUUUCCACUCACCCAAAUCUGAAACAUUAUUCAAAUAUAUAAAGAAAGAGGAUCUGCCAGAAGAUUAUGGCGGUCUGAAACCUUCUCUGGCGGAGCUAACGGAGGAUAGUUUGGAAAAAGUUAUGAAUAACAGAGAACAAUUAUUGGAUGAAAAUCUAUGGCGAACGAAAAAGAACGGGACGUCCGCGGAUGAAGGCUCCUUCAGGAAGCUAGCUAUAGAUUAAACAAAGAUAUUAUCAACAGACAUUAUUAUAUAUUAUAUAUAUAUUUAUACAUAAGAUAUUUUUUAUACUAUCCAUAUAUAUGUAUAUAAUUGGUUUAAAAAAUUUCUGAAUAGAAUUUUUUAUAUAAAUAAAUUGUGUAUUGUCCUAACGAAGAGUUUGAUUAAUCUUUAUAAUGACAAAAUAAAGAUGGCGGAUAUAGGCUUCUCAUGUUUUGUAUAGACAGGAUGUGGAAAGUUGAAAUAAAUUGUAUAUUUUUAUAUCCAUGUAUAGUAAUAGCUGUGGGUAUAUGAAAGGAAAUUAUAGGGUUGGUGUACACUGAAUAAAAGACCUUAAUUAUCAUUAAAUUAUUUAAUGAAUACGUUUAUCUUCACUAUUUGGUGUAAUGAGAUAAUUACGCUUUGAUGUUUUUCAAACAUAACUUUCGACACACCCUGUACAUUAAUAGUAAUUUUUCAUACAAUCUCAUUAAAUCUAUUGAAACACAUAUAAUUUACGUGAACUUUAAACUCACAUAAUGACUUUGUGUAUUGAAUUCAAAUAUUUUUAUUAAAAUACGCACAAAAAUACUGAUUAUAUAUAUACAUAUAUAUAUGGCUGUCUAGUAAAAACAGGGUAAUUUUUAUAAUACAUUAUAUGCGUAUGUAUUUUGGUAAAUAAUCUCUCUUUAAAGACGAUUACGGAAUAAGAAAGUGUACAGAGAUCUUCAUGCUUACCGUAAGUGUGUGUUGUUACACUACAUACGGAGAGUUAACAGUCGUCCAUGCACUUGUGGUAAACAUAUAUAUGUUGAAUUUUAAUAUAUUAUAACUCUACACAGAUUUUUCUACAUUUAUAAACAACAGUUGCUGUUGUUUAUGUAUUUUUAAUGGAAACUGGUCUCAGGUGUGUAAUAUAUAAUUUAAGGAUUGAAUAAAGUGGUUGAUUUUUUUAA
Molecule: messenger RNA, 1931 nt
Organism: Danaus plexippus (monarch butterfly)
Lineage: Eukaryota; Metazoa; Arthropoda; Insecta; Lepidoptera; Nymphalidae
Product: alpha-tocopherol transfer protein-like
Exons: 7
Coding region: 164-1000 (278 amino acids)
Cellular component (GO): membrane
Molecular function (GO): phosphatidylinositol bisphosphate binding
Source: RefSeq, a predicted model, not a curated record